CCGGGCUGCGGGCGGGCGGGAGCCGCGGGAAGCGGCCGAGGCCGCGCUGCGCUUGGCAGACGCUCGGGGUCUCGGAGACGCCGGUUGGUGUGAGCGGCUCCGGCACAGCUGCCCCAGCGCCCGGGCUCGCCCCCAGGGAGCCGGCGAGGGGCCUGGCGGGCAGCGAGUGGCAGCAGAACCGGGACACCGGGGUGUCUGAGCUGAAACGGGAGGUGAGGUGCGGUGCGAAGUGCCCUGUUGGCGAGGGCGGCAUCUGAAGGCUCCUGGCUGAGUGUUCCCUAAGGGACGGGAGAGACGGUGCCUUCCAAAUUGCCUCCCGGCAGCUCGGAGCAUGAAACAGCUCGCAGGAUGUGAGACGUUGGAUGGAGCUGCCAGGCCUGGGGUGGGUUGGAUGGAGAGUCUAAACAUCUUCCUGGUGUCUCUCUGAAAUACUUCUUGUUUCUCCACGUGCUUCUCCUGAUGGAAGGACCAGCCAGGCUUCCUGUCCUGCCCUUGGUCCUGAAUAGUUGCUUGGAGGGAAGGUGAAUGAGGGGAGACACACUCAGUGAUGGUUCAGAGGUGGGAGCUGCCCCAGCUGUCGCUGCUGCUGCCUUGGGAAAAUGCCUUGACAGGGAAUUAACACCCUUCAGUGAUGGGCUGUGGGACAAGCAAAGUGCUUCCCGAGCCCCCCAAAGACGUGCAGCUCGACCUGGUUAAGAAAGUGGAACCUUACCUGGGCCACGAUGACAUCUACAAGCACUUCAUCAAAGGGGACUGCGGGGCCAUCAUCAAAGCCGGCUCCCCCUCUCCCCCACGCCAGGCUCAGCCCUACCCCGGCCACCCCGUCCCUUCCCCAGGCGAGCAGCCCGAGCCCCGCAGGAACAGGGUGGCCAAAUACCGCGCCAAGUUCGACCCCAGGGUGACGGCCAAGUACGACAUCAAAGCCCUGAUCGGGAGAGGGAGCUUCAGCCGCGUGGUGCGCGUGGAGCACAAGGCCACCAAGCAGCCUUACGCCAUCAAGAUGAUCGAGACCAAGUACCGCGAGGGCAGGGAGGUGUGCGAGUCGGAGCUGAGCGUGCUGCGCCGCGUGCGCCACACCAACAUCAUCCAGCUCAUCGAGGUCUUCGAGACCCAGGACCGUGUGUACAUGGUGAUGGAGCUGGCGACCGGCGGCGAGCUCUUCGACCGCAUCAUCGCCAAGGGCUCCUUCACCGAGAGGGACGCCACGCGCGUGCUGCAGAUGGUGCUGGAUGGUGUCAGGUACCUGCACACCCUGGGCAUCACCCACCGUGACUUGAAACCAGAGAACCUGCUCUACUACCACCCUGGCACCGACUCCAAGAUCAUGAUCACGGACUUUGGGCUGGCCAGCGCGCGCAAGAAAGGCGACGACUGCCUGAUGAAAACCACCUGCGGCACCCCCGAGUACAUCGCGCCCGAGAUCCUGGUGCGAAAGCCCUACACCAACUCUGUGGACAUGUGGGCGCUGGGGGUGAUCUCCUACAUCCUCCUGAGUGGCACCAUGCCCUUUGAGGAUGACAACCGGACCCGCCUGUACCGCCAGAUCCUCAAGGGCAAGUACAGUUACUCAGGAGAGCCCUGGCCCAGCGUGUCCAACCUGGCCAAGGAUUUCAUCGACCGCCUGCUCACCGUGGACCCCAGUGACCGGAUGACGGCUCUGCAGGCCCUGAAGCACCCGUGGGUGGUCAGCAUGGCGGCCUCCUCCUCCAUGAAGAACCUGCACCGCUCCAUCUCCCAGAACCUCCUCAAACGAGCGUCCUCCCGCUGCCAGAGCACCAAAUCUGCUCAGUCCACCCGCUCCAGCCGCUCCACCAAGUCCACCAAGUCCCGGCGGGUGCGGGAGCGGGAGCUGCGGGAGCUCAACCUGCGCUACCAGCAGCAGUACACGGGCUGAGGCGGGCGCAGGCCGCACCUCGGGGCCUCUGGCCGGGCACCUCCUCGCCCUGGGGCUUCCCUGGGCCUUGAGCUCGCUCAGGGAGCAGCAUCUGGGUUGCUCCCUCCCUCCCUGCCGAGCAGAGGAAGGGGCACCUCGUGGCAGCCACCCCACGGUGCCGCGGGAGGCUCGGAGCCUCGACUGACACACGAAUUGAGGAGCCAGGUGGGGAGAAGAGCUCUGUCUGCAGCCCAGGAGCUUGGUUGUCUAUAGUUAUUUAUUGAUUGCCAGAGCAUUAAGUGCCUCUCGAUUGCAUAUGAAGGAGAGAGAAGGGCUUUGUGUGGAGGUGAGGGCACAGAUGUGCCUGCAGCCACACCUGGGGCUGUGCGUGUUCCACACUUGGAGCUGGGUUUAGUCACACUCUGUGGUGCCUUUGCAGCCAGGCUGCUGUGAGUCACAUGCAGUUAGAAGCAGGAUGGCUCUGACUCACCAGCCCUGCUGCCCAGCAGCUCCUCACCAAAGAGGUGCCAGGCUGGGGAGCUGGGAGCCUUCCCCCGAGGGCCACAGCCUGCUCCUGACACCAAGGCUUUGCUCAGGCUGUGGCAGCCAGGCCACAGGGCUGAUGUGUGGUGAGCUCAGCUGCAGGCUGAGGCCUUGGAUCCCUUCUGGGGGGUAAAGGGCUCCUGAUGGAGUGGGGUGGGAAGAGGCUCAUCAUGCAGGAGCUUCAUGGUGCAGAGAGAUAUCUGUGGCAAGGCAGGUUUUUGGGGUGUUCCUCGCUGUCCCCCUUGAAUUCCCCUCCUGCUGUUUGCAGCCAGCCCAGUGACCACCCUGCAGGCUUUUGUUUCUCUUGGUGUGGCCCUGUCCUGGCUGUGGACACAUCUUACACCCUUCAGAUGGGUGUUGGGGCCCAUGUCACUUCACCAGAACGUGGGUGAUUCCAGGUUUUACUCCCUGUGUGCAGAUUUGAUGGGGGUCCCCUGCUUUGCCUGCCUGUUCUGCCUGCCCUUGUGCUGCUGUCCCUGCUCUGGGACAGUGAUCUGAUGGUGGGAGCCAUUGGGGUGGCCACAAAUGGAUACAUCAGGGUAGAGGUUUGAGUGGUGAAAGUCCAGUCCUGGAGUGUUGGCAGUGACAGUUCCCUGGAGACAUUGCAGAAGAGCCUUAGAGCUCCAGGGUGUGCCUUAAAUCCAACAGGACAAAGCUACUUUGGGGGUUUCCUUGUCCUGGAUGUGAAGGACCUCUUGGGGAAGGUGGGUGCUGCAGAACUGUUUUGUGCAAGCCUGCUGAGAUAUCUUCCCAACUAGUCAGAGCAGCACAGCAGGGCUGUUGGCCCAGUCUUGAGGUGGCUUUGGGUUCUUGUGACAGCAAAGACCAGAGCUGCAGUGAAUGCUGGAGUUUGCAACUUGUCACAUGGAGCCACGUUGUUUGCUUCAUGCUGUGCAUUUGAGAAGAGCUUGCUUAGCUCUGGGCUGGAGAUAGAGGCUGUGCAAGCUCAAGGAGCUGGGGAGCAUGGCCUUUCCACUCAGGACUGAGGUCUGUACCACUGUGUUUUAGUGUCAGCAAGGUUUUAGGUGGUCAGGAAGCUUCAGGGAGCUCAAACCCUACUGACCUCUUGGUCAGCAAAGAGCAAAUCAGCCCAGCUUCAGUGGCAGCUUUGAGAAAACUCAAGUUUCACGAGUCUCCUCAAGGAGCUUUGAGAAAGUAUCUUGAGAAUCAAGACUGGUAAGGAAAAAGAAGGGUGUACUUCCCCCCCCCAGGAGCUGGGAUGGGCCAUGGCCACUGUGAGCACAGCCUGGUGUGCUGGGGAGCAGAGCUGAGGAGAGGCAGCAUGAGUAGCAGGGCUGGAUUCUAAAGCCUUUCCAAAGCUUUUGCAUAUGGUUUUGAAAACUGUGGACCCUUUGCAGGCUGCCCUUUCUCUGAGUGGCUGUUCUGCCACCUCACAUGCCAUCUGUCUGCCAGCACCAGCACCACAUACCACAGAAUUCCCCAAAUUUGGGGUUCUCAGCUCUGUGGACUGCAAAAACCCCCAAAGUUUCUUCAGCUUCUUUCACCUUCUCAUGUCAUUUUCUCUGCUUUGUUCCCAAGAACCAUAAACUAGAUGUGAUUUCUGACAAAACUGUGCUUGACAAGCAGUUCAGUGCCCCUCAUGUCACUGCAAACAGCUCUCUGAGAGCAGCAGCCUCUCCAGGGCAAGGAUCCAGGACAAUUGCUCUUGGCCUGCACGUUGAGAGGUGGCAGGAUGCUCUCAGAGAGCUUCUGGGUUUGAAUAAGAGUCUUCUGCAUGUUGGGAGCAUCACACCCAGGCACUGUGAUCUCUGUAUCUCCUCUGGGUGCUGUCUCUCUGGGUGCUUUCAUGGCUUUCUCUAGAUUCUCCUGCAUCUUUAUCCUUAAAGCAGGUGUUUUGCCUGUGUGAGGAGGUCAAAAUGAUGAAUUGAGCCAAGAAUUGAGGGCCCAUUCCCUUUCACCACAUCAAAGAGCCCAGACAUGGUGCAGGUGUCCAACCACACUGCUUCUUCCUGCUUUGUCUCCUCAUGGGGGAUCAAUGAAGGUUGAAAGGAGGUCAGGAUGUUGAGCUCUGCCUUGACCAAGCUUGUUUCUCCACAAAGCAGAACAAGAAUCAGUGUUUUGCUUUACUGCCCUUCCCAGCAGUUGGGUUUCCACCAGAAAAGGUUCCAAGGGAUGCCACUGGUGGGGAGUUAGAGGUGGAAUCUGUGUUUUGGGAGCAGAGGUGUUGCUCUGCAGGCCCUUGGCACUGUCAGUUCUCUGUGCUGUGACCAAGGAGGUGAAAUGGCAGAAGGGAGGAUCCUUCACAUCCAUCAGCAAUACCAGAUGGCUGCAACCUGCCUCUUUGGGUACAGAGAGGCUGGUGGCUCUGGGCAUCCCACUGCUUGCACCAAGCAGGACUGAGUCUGUCUCAUGAGAAACACUUGGCUUUUCUAGAGGAGGAGCUCAAGUUCUCUUUGUGAAUGCAACACUUGCUUGUUAGCAUGGAAAAAAUCAAUGUAAACAUGGGGGGAAAAUCAUGGGUGGGCUUUUCCUUCUGUCACUGGAUGAUAACACCCUGGACUCUAUCCCUCCUCUUCUCACUGGGAUUUGCAGGAACUCUUCCCCAGUGCCCUGUGUGUGCAGAGGGGACCCCAGCAGAGCUCUGUCCCUGUGCAGCCUCUGUCACCUUCCAGUUUCCACUCUUGUCUGGGGAGGUGGGAUGGCCCAAAUGCUCUGUAUCCAGGCCCAGCUUAAGGUGCUUUUAUGCUGGCAGUUGUGGCUCGUUUUCAGCUGGCUCUGGUGGGGGGAGGGACAGGCAAAGUGCUGUGAUUUCUGAGCCAUAGUUCAGGUGCCUUCAGUCUGUCCUCUGAAAAGCUUUUCACUGUGAAUGAUGUCAGUCAUCUCUCUGGAUAUAUUCCACAGGAGCAUCUCAGUGCUCAGUUUAGCUGAGCUCUCAGGAGUUUACACUAGCCAGGAGUGCCUUGUUUGGGGAUUUUAGAAGCUAAAAUCUCUCAGAAAUGCCUUGGCUGUAUUUUGUUUUUCUCUUGCUUUUCCAUUUGAUUAUUUAAAUCUCCUCCUUUGCCUCUUAACAGUGGCUCAGAAUUGUGCUGUCCGGGGGGUUUGGAAGGCUUCUGGUGCUGACUGAGCCGGGAGGAGGUUGGGUCCAAGCACACCGUUGCUGAGCUGCAGCCUUCCCUGUUCGCUGGGCUACAGACCUCUUUUGUUUUCGCUCCUUUUUUUUGUUCCCACGCUGAAAAUGAAGCCGGCAAUGACACCUAGUGGCAAAUGGUGAUGUGUCCUAUCCCAAGCACAGCCCUGGGCUGGCUGUGCAGGGCAGUGGGCUGGGAGCACAGCUGCAGACCUGGAUGAGCACUCCCUGACAGGAGGCUGCAGGGAGCUGGGGGUCAGGCUCUGCUCCAGAGUGACAGGUCCAGAGGCAAUGGGCUCAGGUUGCCCCAGGGGAGGUUGAGGUUGGAGCUGAGGCAGAACUGUUUCCCUGAGAGGGGUGUGAGCCCCUGUGCCAGGCUGCCCAGGGAGCUGGGGCAGUGCCCAGCCCUGGAGGGAUCCCAAAGCCGUGGGGCUGAGGUGCUGAGGGCUGUGGGUCAGUGCUGAGCUGGGACUGCAGCAGCUUCAAGGGCUUUCCCAGCCCAAACCAUUCUGUGACCCCACGUCUCAGCAGCCUUCUCAGGGCAGCACUUGUUUCUCCUCUGCCAGUCCCAAAGAGCAGCAGUUGAGCUCACACAGGGCUGAGCCUGAGCCCACAUGGGCCCACUGGAAGAGAUGGUGAGUGCUGGGGAAAGGCAAAUCAGCCCCCAAAGUCUCCAGGAGAUGCUCACCAACACUCUGCCUCAGGGAGGAGCCUCAGGACACGAGGACAAAGCAAAACCUAAAGAUGCUGAGCCUGGAAUCAGCAGGUUUGGGAUGUCUCCCCUCAGCAGACGUGCUGGAGCAGCUCAGGGUGCAGCUUCCCAGCCUGUUCUGUGUCAGGGAAGUGCAGCUUGAAGGAGGACAGGCACUGAUGCUUGGUUGUCUCUCAGAACCUGGCAGUACUGGCUAAACCAAUCCCAUCUUUUUAUCCUGGCUGCUGUCUUGGGGGAGAGAGUUUCAGCCUCAGAGAACAUGGCCUGGGGUGAUUCCUUGGUGGUUUGUUGGAAAGGAACAUGCAAAGGUCUUCCAGCAACAACACUGGGUGCUCUACAGACCUGCCCCCAAGGCUUUGAGUACAUGCUGUGUUUUUGGCUGCAUUUCACUAAACCAGCAAUUACUUGCCCAUGUUUGAGUGGCUCCUCACCCUUCUCAAGCUGCUAAAAACCAACAUGUGGCUGCAGAAACCACCCCCUGCCCUGUCCUUCAGCUCAGAAGGAGUCUGUGCUGUUUGGCACCGAGGCUGUGACAGCACCCACGUGCCCCUGGGCCACCUGCCCCUUGCCAGCACAGCUCUGGAGGUGAGGUGCUUGUCCCUCAGGCCCUGUCAGCCCUGUGCUGGGAGCAAGCCCAGGCAGAGGGCCCCAGCCUGCUGCCUUCAGUGGUGAUGUGGGAUCCAGCUGCAGCGUGGAGCCUGUGUUACAGGUCUGGUUUGGAAGUGAUAAACCCUCAACCUCUCCACUUUGGAAUUUGGGUGUUUUUCUUCUUUGAGGUCAGAUCUUCUGUGCUCUCACUGACUGACAUUCUCUCUUAUGCUCUGCUCCAUUUCUCAGGCCCUUUUCCUACCCUCCUGCCUGGCUGAAGUACAAAUACAGGCAACUGUAGUGCCCAAACUGGAGUAGGGAUUGUGAUUCACUCAGCUACUGGGAUGCAGCCUCUGGCUUUGGCUCUGCAAGAUGGGAACACCACCCAUCCAGUGCCUUGCAGUGGGAGAAAGCUCCCUCCAAGGGCCUUGCAGCACAGGCUCAGCUCAAGGAGACCUUGUAUGACAUAGGAGGAGCAGUGUGUGGCUGUCCCAGGCCUUUCCUUAGGCUGCCUGGGGCCAUAAGCCUGGUUUAAGUGAUGUGGGGGCACAGACCUGAUUUAAGUGAUGUGGGGACACAGGUCUGGUUUAAGGGAUUUGAGGCCAUAAGCCUGGUUUAACUGAUGUGAGACCACAGACCUGGUUUAAGUGAUGUGGGGCCAUAAGCCUGGUUUAAGUGAUGUGGGGGCACAGGUCUGGUUUAAGGGAUGUGAGGCCAUAAGCCUGGCUUAACUGAUGUGAGGCCAUAAGCCUGGCUUAACUGAUGUGAGACCACAGACCUGGUUUAAGUGACGUGGGGCCAUAAGCCUGGUUUAACUGAUGUGAGACCACAGACCUGGUUUAAGUGAUGUGGGGCCAUAAGCCUGGUUUAAGUGAUGUCAUAAGCCUGGUUUAAGUGAUGUGGGGCCAUAAGCCUGGUUUAAGUGAUGUCAUAAGCCUGGUUUAAGUGAUGUGGGGGCACAGGUCUGGUUUAAGGGAUGUGAGGCCAUAAGCCUGGCUUAACUGAUGUGAGACCACAGACCUGGUUUAAGUGAUGUGGGGCCAUAAGCCUGGUUUAAGUGAUGUCAUAAGCCUGGUUUAAGUGAUGUGGGGCCAUAAGCCUGGUUUAAGUGAUGUCAUAAGCCUGGUUUAAGUGAUGUGGGGGCACAGGUCUGGUUUAAGGGAUUUGAGGCCAUAAGCCUGGUUUAACUGAUGUGAGACCACAGACCUGGUUUAAGUGAUGUGGGGCCAUAAGCCUGGUUUAAGUGAUGUCAUAAGCCUGGUUUAAGUGAUGUGGGGCCAUAAGCCUGGUUUAACUGAUGUGAGACCACAGACCUGGUUUAAGUGAUGUGGGGCCAUAAGCCUGGUUUAACUGAUGUCAUAAGCCUGGUUUAAGUGAUGUGGGGCCAUAAGCCUGGUUUAAAUGCUGUGAGACCACAGACCUGGUUUAAGUGAUGAUGCCAAAGAUCUGGAGGGUUUGUGAUGGGCCAAAUUAAAGCCUCAAUUGUUUGACUUCA
Molecule: messenger RNA, 8299 nt
Organism: Colius striatus (speckled mousebird)
Lineage: Eukaryota; Metazoa; Chordata; Aves; Coliiformes; Coliidae
Gene: PSKH1
Product: protein serine kinase H1
Exons: 4
Coding region: 632-1894 (420 amino acids)
Biological process (GO): protein phosphorylation
Molecular function (GO): protein kinase activity; ATP binding
Source: RefSeq, a predicted model, not a curated record